Aspergillus lentulus is the source of this 861-nucleotide messenger RNA. Its product is annotated as 25S rRNA (adenine2142-N1)-methyltransferase. Gene Ontology annotation, molecular function: rRNA (adenine) methyltransferase activity. NCBI's taxonomy places the organism in Eukaryota, Fungi, Ascomycota, Eurotiomycetes, Eurotiales, Aspergillaceae. The record is from RefSeq and is a predicted model, not a curated record. Gene Ontology annotation, cellular component: nucleolus.
AUGGCUGCUGUCAAAAAGCGUUUAAAGAAGCCAAGACUGCUCUCUCACACGCGCCCGCCAACAGCUAGAGCGAAAAACCCAAAACUCUCAGCAAAGGCGACCCGAAAUCUCAUUCGAUCCCAUCAUCGACUUUUGAAAUCUCGAGCCCAGGCAUUAAAAGCAGGCAACCAGGACCUAGCCCGGGAGAUCGAUGGGCGGAUCCAAGCAAAUGGUGGCCUGGAGAGCUAUCAACUUGCCAGCAAAUUGGGACAGUCGUUGGAACGUGGCGGCGACUCGAGUAAAGUGCUUGUGGAUUGGAUUGCUCCGAGCUUAGCUCAGUUGAAAAAUUCGCCUUAUAAGCUACGAAUGCUUGAAAUUGGGGCUCUAAGUACGGAAAAUGCAUGUUCUAAAAAUCAGUACCUUGAUGUCACGAGGAUUGAUCUGAAUGCUCAGGAGCCAGGCAUCUUGAAACAGGAUUUCAUGGAGAGGCCUCUUCCCCGCGCCGAUGAUGAUCGGUUCCACAUCAUCAGUCUGUCUUUGGUGCUUAACUACGUUCCAAAUGCAACAGGGAGAGGAGAUAUGUUGAAACGUUGUGUAGAGUUCCUGACAGAGACACCCCCGGCUGGCUCCUCCAUCACCAUCCGACCUAGCCUGUUUCUGGUCUUGCCGUUGGCUUGCGUCAAAAACUCGCGGUACCUGACGCCGAGUAGGUUGCAAGAAAUAUUGUCCAGUAUGGGAUUCACAUUGGCAAAGAAUAAAGAGACGUCGAAAUUGAUAUUCCAGCUCUGGGAGCAUGACCGACGUGGUAAGCCUCGGCCGUUCAAAAAGGAGAUUCUAAAUCCUGGGAAGACGCGAAACAAUUUCGCUAUCAAUGUUCAAUAA